Molecule: messenger RNA, 423 nt
Organism: Schistosoma spindalis
Lineage: Eukaryota; Metazoa; Platyhelminthes; Trematoda; Strigeidida; Schistosomatidae
Source: the annotation of a GenBank genome assembly
AUGGAGAAUGCUGUUAGGCGGUUUCAAUAUCAGUCUAACACUGAUAGUUUUAUAAUUUAUAUAAUGGCUGAUGAUGUCGAUGCUUUGGAUGAUGAUGAUGCUUUGAAUGAUGAUGAUGCUUUGGAUGAUGAUGAUGAUGAUGAUGAUGAUGAUGAUGAUGAUGAUGAUGAUGAUGAUGAGCAGGACGAGAAGGAGGAGGAUGAUAUUAAUUAGCGAAAAUCAGUGUCUUACCUUUUGUUGAAUUCGAUUUCGCUAAAAUCAAAGGGAAAGGUGAUUACAAUAAAAUGAAUAAGUUCAUUAGGAAUCAAAUGUUUAUGCAUUACUUCUAUUAACUAAAUAACAAAGAUUAUGUAUCAUGUAAAGUUUGAGAAUGAUAUACGCUUGUUAUUCAAUGGUAAUGUGAUGUGUACUACUAAUGUCGAC